AUCAAAUGGCAGAAGAACGGUUACGUAACACCGACGGAUCGAGCGUUCGUGUGGUUGCCGGAGCGCCAUGUUCGCGUAAACAAAAGAAAUAAUUUCCACACACCUGUACAGCUGUUCGCUUUCACAUACAAACUGACCUCGACAGGACACAUAAACAAAACUAAACAAAAUGUUUAGACUUAAUUCAAGAGGCUGAGAAUACAACGAAGCUAUUUACGAUGCCUUUUCCAAUUAUGAAUCAGGCACAACCAGCUCAGGACUCCCCAAAGCAUUAUGGGAUUACUUCACCCAUCAGCCUGGCCUUGCCGAAAGAAUCGGACCUGGUCCACGCGCAGAAACUGGUGCAGGCGCUGAAGCCUUUCAACGUGUUUGAAGAGGAGUUGGAGCUGCAACGGAGAAUCCUUGUUCUGGGGAAACUAAACACACUGGUCAAGGAAUGGAUCCAAGACAUCAGUAGAUCAAAGAAUAUCCCUCCAGCAUUGAUAGAAAGCAUUGGUGGGAAAAUAUUUACGUUUGGCUCCUAUAGGUUAGGAGUGCAUACAAAAGGUGCCGAUAUUGACGCUCUCUGUGUCGCACCUCGACACGUGGACAGGUCCGACUUCUUUACCUCUUUUUACGAGAAGUUAAAAGAGCAAGAGGAUGUCAAGGACUUAAGGGCUGUCGAAGAGGCAUUUGUCCCAGUGAUUAAACUGUGCUAUGAUGGUAUUGAGAUUGAUAUCCUGUUUGCUCGGUUAGCUCUGCAGACCAUUCCUGAGAACCUGGACCUCCGGGACGAUAGUUUACUAAAGAAUCUGGAUAUCCGCUGUAUACGGAGUCUGAACGGAUGCAGGGUGACCGAUGAGAUUCUCCACCUGGUGCCCAACAUUGAGAAUUUCAGACUUACUCUUAGAGCCAUCAAACUGUGGGCUAAACGUCACAACAUAUAUUCAAAUAUCUUGGGUUUCUUGGGCGGUGUGUCGUGGGCGAUGCUGGUGGCGAGAACGUGUCAGCUUUACCCCAACGCCGUGGCUUCAACCCUCGUGUAUAAAUUCUUUCUUGUGUUUUCUAAGUGGGAGUGGCCUAAUCCAGUCCUUUUGAAGCAACCAGUUGAGUGCAACCUCAACCUGCCAGUGUGGGAUCCAAGGGUGACACCAAGUGACCGGUACCACCUCAUGCCCAUCAUCACACCAGCUUAUCCUCAGCAAAACUCCACAUACAACGUGUCGGCGUCCACCCGCAACGUCAUGGUGGAAGAGUUCAAACAGGGUCUGGCCAUUAUGGAUGAAAUAUUGCAGAACAAAGCAGACUGGGCCAAACUAUUUGAAUCUCCCAACUUCUUUCAGAAAUACAAGCAUUAUAUUGUGUUGCUAGCAAGUGCGCCUACUGAGAAGCAGCACCUCGAAUGGGUUGGCCUCGUCGAGUCCAAGAUCCGAAUCUUGGUAGGAAGCCUGGAGAAAAAUGAGUUCAUCACUCUGGCACAUGUGAACCCACAGUCAUUUCCAGGACCCAAGGAAAGCGAUAAGACGCCAGAAUGGUGCACGAUGUGGGUCAUCGGUAUCGAGUUCAGGAAAAUGGAGGGGUCCGAGCUUCUUAACGUCGACUUGACAUACGACAUCCAGUCUUUCACAGACACUGUGUACCGUCAGGCCAUCAGCAGCAAGAUGUUUGAGACUGACAUGAAAAUAACGGCGAUGCACGUGAAGAGGAAGCAGCUUCACCAGCUCCUGCCAGACCUUGUUAUCCCCAAAAGGAGAAAGCAUUCGACUGAAAGCCUGCGUGCUGUGAAUGAGAGCGGAGUGGACUUGUCUCUGGACAGUGAUAACAGCAUGUCCAUCCCCUCGCCCACCCGCACCUCCAGCGCUGCCAGGACACCCUUCUCUGCCAGUCCUCACCGCUCCACAGGGACAAGUGCCAGCUCAGAUUCUCAGGGGAAGGUGAACACCUCAGGAGGCACACAUUCUGCUGCAGUGUCUCUAUCAGAGCCUCAUGCACAGAAGAGACCGGCCUCACCUCACCAUGAAGAGAACUCCACGAAGAAGCUCCGAACGCAGCAGCAUUUAGAUUUGAACGAGGAAAGUGUGGACAAGGAUAACAGCACGUCCUUGCCUUCACCCACUGGCACCUCCAGGACAGCCUUCUCUGCCAGUCCUAACCACUCCACAGGGACCAGCUCAGAUUCUCAAGGAAAGAUGGACAUGUCAGUAGACACACAGCCUACUGCAGCAUGUCCGUCAGAGACCGAAACCUCCAGUCCUGUUCAUGUAAAGAAGGGACCGGGCUCACCGCUCCAUGACGAGCAAGCCAAGAAGCUCAGAUUAGAGGAGGAUUCUACCUCAGAAUCAAUGGACCAGGCUGCUGAUUUUGCCGAUUUAUCUCAGGCUAGCGAUUUCUCUGCUUUAGACAGAGAGGUGAAAAUGGAGACAGAAGCAGCGGAGUCGGAUGCAGAAGGGCAGGUACCACUAUCUCAGAAAGCGUCCAGCACCGAUCUUUCCGAUGUCCCUCUUCCUCCGGCUAACCCCAUCCAAGUGGUGAAAAACUCCAUAAAGCUCAGACUGAUUAAGACGGCGUAGCAGGACAAAUUCAGACGGAUCCUAGGACGGAUCACCAGGCUCGGACAGCACGGGGUCGCCUGGAUCUCUCAGCGUGAUGGAAGAAAGCUAAAGGGCUCGUACUUACCUCAUUAGUACAAUGCAGAAAUGGUACAGCGAUGUGUAAAAACUACACAGUUAACCGUUUAGAACUCGGCUCGACGUACUAACUGUAGCUACCUGCCCAGUAGGCGACGCUGAGUUGGCAUGAGCGACUUGUCACUUGCUAGUGUGAACACAGCAUUCGAGAGGCCAGACCAAAAUGGCUCGCUAGUGUUGGAGAGAGUGUUAGAGAGGCUAAAUAAGGGGCCUCAUGGUUGCACUGUGCCUCCUAAAGAGGACUUUUUGAACCGCCCUGGUACGUUCUCGCUACGGCAUUUGACUCGAUCCACCAGAGGGCGACACUGCGCUUCUUUAACCUCCCAGAAGACUCUACCACCAAUCCUUGCCUCCACAGAAAUAACAGAAUACAUUUUUUCAUGCACUCACAACCUCAUCGUAACGUCUAGACGCGUGUUUGUACGAGUUCAUGCACAAGUUUAUUCCCAUCAUCCCGUAUGUUCUCCGACACACGUUCUCUGACGUUUCUUUAAAAAAAAAUUGCUUUUCAUGUUUGUGAUUCUCUAUUAACGUGCCAUUUUGUUGUUGUUGUUUUUUUUUUUAAGUGAAUGUGAUCCAAGGUGCCGUAUAUGAAGAUUAUAUACAACUGCAUCCAAAAGUUCAUCAGGAUUAUAGCGUCUUAUAAAAAAUGAAAUAAAAUAUAUGACAAUCUCUAAUCUGAGAUUAUACCAGUGUAAACAUCUCGUCUUGAAAAGAAGAAAGAGGGUGGCUAUGACUUCAGGUCUAGCUGGUAGAUUUUUUUAUUUUUUUAUUAUUAUUAUUUUUUUUAAGUUUGUCUUUUACCUUGUGUAAAUCCAUUAUUAUGAAAAUAAGAUAACAAAAAUGCAUUUAUUGGCUCUGGACGUUUUCUUUGUAUGUCAGGAUUUUUAUUACUAAUCUGAAAAUCAGUGAUGCAUAUUUAAAUGCAUUUCGAUCUCGCAUUAUAUUAGUACAUAAGCCCAAACAUUUUCUGUCGUAAGCUCACGGCCGUGAUGAGAUGGAAAUCGGAGCAGUAGCAUAUGAAGCUUGGAAUUAAUGAUAGUUUUUGAAGCAGAAGGAUUUAGUUGAUUCAUGAGAUGUGCACAGGCUUUUCUUAUUCAAUCUUUCACUGAUACGUUAAGAGAUUUGUUUGUCUUAAUUAUCUUUGUAAAUUGUGUGGCGACGCAACAGUACAGCUGCUCGACGAACGCUGUUUAUUCCACUAUGUGCAAAAGCAAAAAUCUUUGGUUUCGUCAUAUCCUCAGUUCUUACUUCUCUUCUCGCAGGCUUAUUUGUAAAAACAAACUGUUGUAUUUUUUUUUUCCACAAAUAAAAGUCUAUAAAAUUACAAA
Messenger RNA from Tachysurus fulvidraco (yellow catfish), 3997 nucleotides. RefSeq names its product poly(A) polymerase alpha (gene papola). Gene Ontology annotation, cellular component: nucleus. The record is from RefSeq and is a predicted model, not a curated record. The coding region runs from base 219 to 2549 and encodes 776 amino acids. The transcript has 27 exons. Gene Ontology annotation, molecular function: poly(A) RNA polymerase activity; RNA binding. NCBI's taxonomy places the organism in Eukaryota, Metazoa, Chordata, Actinopteri, Siluriformes, Bagridae.